Molecule: messenger RNA, 1564 nt
Organism: Oreochromis niloticus (Nile tilapia)
Lineage: Eukaryota; Metazoa; Chordata; Actinopteri; Cichliformes; Cichlidae
Product: matrin-3-like
Exons: 9
Coding region: 243-1157 (304 amino acids)
Cellular component (GO): nucleus
Molecular function (GO): nucleic acid binding; zinc ion binding
Source: RefSeq, a predicted model, not a curated record
GCGGCAGCACUUCCGGGUCGGAGAUCUCCCGUUGCUACGCGACCGCGUAACAAUCGCAGCGGAGCCGGAGAGGAAAAAACAGAGCGAGAGAGAGGAGAACAAACACACACAUACACACAGGUCGCCGGUCGGGGCACCGUCAGACCUGACACUGACACUCAAAUAGCAUCAAAUAGUUCAAAUAGCAUCAAAUAGUUCCUGCAAAACUUUGGUUAUAUGUUGUGUCGUUACUAUCCUGAAGUAUGAAUCCUUUGCCACAAAGAUGCAAACCAGGAUCGAGUUACUUCUCACUUACAGAGAGCAUGUAUAGAAGCAUGAUGAAAUGGAGCAACACUCAUGUUCCAGAGUCUGAGGCUCUGGAGGACCGGCUGCUGAGUGUGGAGGUCUCCGAGGUGAAUGUGGACCUUCUCAUGAUGAUCAUGGAAGCGGUGGCGUCCAUUGCUGCUUUUGUCAGAUUCUUGCCGCUUGCCAACAGGAUAUGCAUUGAGAUGGCCGAACCUGGUGGAUUAACACAGGUGAUGGAGAGCAAUGUCACCAAGGACUAUUUAUCUUCUUGGAGUAAAGCUGGACGUAUUGAGUCUUUGAAGAGCCUGAAACAGCGUCUGCAAGACUCUGGUGAGAACAAAGUUCACCUCAAAAUGAAAACCAAGAAGACCGCAGAAUCGACAGAUGCAGUGACCAAAGGUGACUGCCAGGCGGAGAGCCAGAGGACCGAGGAGGAAGCAGUGACCCAGCCCGAUGCUGCAGCCGCCCCUGCUGGACGGCAGCCAGAGCCCAAGUGUCCUGAUGACGAGACACAGGAGGGAGAGGAGAAGGAUGGAUGGAGCAUGGCCGACAUUAAAGUUGUGGGAAAACGCAGGAGGGAGCUUGUCGGACCUGAGGCAAAGCGAUCUCGCGCUCAGUCUCCGUGUGUUGUAGCAGAUUUCAGACUGCCUCAGUUCAACCCUAACAGCCCCAUCGGUCAGGAGUUUGUGGUCCCUAAAUCAGGAUUUUUCUGUAACAUCUGCUCUGUUUUCUGCCUGAAUGAGAAGACCGCCAAGGAACUCCACUGCUGCAGCCAGAAACACUACGACAACCUGCAGAAGUAUUAUGAGGAACGUCGACAAAGAGCUACAAAGACUUUGUCUCACACGUCUCCAGGCUCCGUUUCUGACUGAUGGACCUGAUCUACUGGAGAACAAGCCAUUGUUAUUGAUCCUACUAGUUCAGAAACUAAACUAAUCGCCUUCUGGCACCUUUUGUUGUAAGUUAUAUAUGUCUUCUUUGAUGAAUUGUCUCCCAGCCUUUCAGUUAGUGCUUCUGUUUUUGUUUGUACAGGCCGAUGGAGAGCACCGUUUUGAUCUUGUUACUAUUUUAUCUUUUAUGUGAAAUAUUAUUGAGAAAUUGUCCCUAUUAAUUUAGUUAACAUCAGGAGGUACCUGACAGCUGUUAACAGUUUACUAAAUCUUGUUUUUUUUUUUUUUGCUCAUUUAGAUCUUUGGCUUCAGUUUCUUUAAGUGUCCAAAAUGUGUUUGCUGCUGUUCUGUUAAACAUGAAAUAAAACCUGUCACAUGUGUGUCAUACA